Pundamilia nyererei is the source of this 2539-nucleotide messenger RNA. RefSeq lists its product as uncharacterized. Bases 91 to 1788 code for a protein of 565 amino acids. The record is from RefSeq and is a predicted model, not a curated record. Lineage: Eukaryota; Metazoa; Chordata; Actinopteri; Cichliformes; Cichlidae. The transcript is spliced from 4 exons.
UUCGUCGAGCUGCGUGAAAUGAAAUAACCGAACAGGAAACAUCGAUCGAGCUUCCUUCUUCCAGAUCAAGUCAGAACAGGUGAAUUCACCAUGGGCCGGCUCGAUGAUGCUGCAAAGCACAAAGUGGUAGAGCUGCGAAAGGCUGGCCUGAGUUUCCGUAAAAUCAAAGCUGUGCUGGAGCUGGAGAACAUUAAGGUUUCCGCUCAGGCCAUCUACUUGUUCCUGAGAGAGUUCCAGGGGAGGCCGCCAGGGAGGGUGAGACCUGUAGAGCCUGGAAGUAGCACAUCACCAGCACAGGUGCAAGCUCAAACUGGAGCAGUACAGCAGAGCUGGAGUAACAUUCAAAUCCGAAACCUAUUACGGGAUUCAUCUCAACGUCUUGGCUUCCCAGCUGCUGCUGACUUUGCUAAACAGACUCCCACCAGCUCAGAGGGCUCUUCCUCCGGGGAAACCAGUGGAGGCAACAGGAAAGAACAGCAACCUGAAGAACAUAAGGAUGAAAAUGAUAUCCAGAUUGUCAGUGUCACGUCACUUGCACAGCAGAGCCAACAAAGAGCUCCCCAGUCCACUCUACCAAGGUCAGAAACCUGUGCUAUGACUUCCACACCAGCAGUGAGGCGGAGAGUCACACCUUCUCCAGCCACUAGUUCAAUGCUGGCAGCUCGAAAGAGAAUUUUGGAUAAAGCAUUGUCACACAGAUUGAAGUUUUCAACAGUGGCAUCAUUGUUAAGGAGAGAUCCAUCAAGUGUCCAGGGCACUGACAUGAGGAAUGCUGUGCCACAGCCACCUGAAACCUACGAUCUGACCACUGAAAAGACUGUUACAGGGAAUCAGCCUGGAAGUAGCAGCGCUCCUAGACGUUCUCUCACCCAGAGACCAGGGCUAUCUGUUCGUUCCCUUCCUCCUCCCCCUCAUCCUCCUCCUCGAGUUGGGAUUCGUCUUUCUAACCGACCACAAGCACCUUUAACAUCUGCGUCUCCCGGGGGCGCUGUUAUCCGCAUACAGGCCCCUGGGAGUCAGGGUGCUCCUCGUACUGAAGGGAACCCGAGUCCACAGCAGGCAGCCCAGGACGCUGGAGUCAGAAGCGGUUUCCAGGAUCAGAUUCAGAGUUUGGGCUCUGAAGUGCGCAGCUUGGGCCUGGCAGUGAAGAUGCUUGUAGAGCAGCAGUGCCGUCUGGAGAGGGAGCAGUCGCAGCAGACCCAAAUUCAGAAGCAGAUCCUCAACACUCUACAGACCAUUGCAACCAAAAUGGGUCAUGGUAGCAGUGUUCAAAAGCAGAAAAACAAGACUCCUUCACCCUCUGCUUUGGCAGCAGCUUCUGCCUCUACCUCGUUUAACCAAGACACCUUCAGUUUUAGUCAAGGCACUUACACUCAGUGUAGCCAAACCCAGCCUAGCUACAGCUCUUUAGAAGGUUUAGAAAAUGUGGAGGCCUUUAAAUUGCCGGGACUCAGUCCUACAACCGUGAAUGGGUUUCCACCAUGUAGCAAUACUGAAAGCCUUCCUCUUACUCACACCCCUUCUCAAACACAACCUUAUUCAGCUGCAUAUAUUCAGCAGACCAGUCAACCACUCAUGCCUCCCUACACGCAAUCAUAUGUCUCCACAUACAGCAUACAGUCACAUCCUCAGACUUUCAGAGCAUUGGAGAGUAAAACAUCGGAAUUCCAAAGCAGCUGCUCAACAAGGACUUUCCAGGACUGCAGCGUUUCCACUCAACCAGUGCUGAACUCGGACCACUCUUCACAGGACCAGCAGAUCAAUAUUAUCAAAGUGGAAGGACCAUAGAUGGCUUUAGAUUCCACACACUGUUUGAGGACCACAAGGGCUUUGAUGUACUUUUUUUUAGAGUGACUGUAGCAUUAUGAACAUGUUUUCAAAUAUAACAAUAAACAAUGUAGCAAGUUUUUUUUUUUUUUCCCAAAGGGAGAGGGUACAAUCCGCAAUAUGAUACUACAAUCUUUUAGUAAAUAUUAUAAUUUGUAUUUGCUACAGGCAACAAAUAAUUCAGACAUUUUAAAUGACAUGUUUAUCUUAUAUCUCCAUUACUGGCAUUAUCAACUGUUAAUUUUCAUACAUCUGCGCAAACUGAUUAUAAAACACAAGGACCUUAUUAUGAUCCAAAGCAUGCUUCCAUUUCACUAUUUUAGAGAUGACAAGCCAUUCUCAUAUAAAACUGAGAAUGCUUAAAUAAAAAACAAAAAGGAAAACGUGAUUCUUAAAAGGGGCGAUUCAGGACAAAAUCACGUGUGUGUAUAUUUUUUUUCUGUGGUAUUUGUAUUUAUCCAUCUAGAUUGGUGACGAGUUUUGGGUGUUUGCCUUAUUUUGAAUAUAAAGGAAGAGGACAACACUUUCAUUGUUAUGCUAAAAGACAAGUAAUGGUAAUGCUUCUUUCUGUAAAACAUUGUUUUUGUUAUACAGAAAAAAAAAUCUGGUGCUUUUAGCCUUUUAGCUGUAUACUGUUGUGGGCAUAAAUGGGUAAUAAUUGGGCUUUUAAUUAUUUCUUUUAAGUGUGUUUUUUUUUCCAGGGUGGAAUGAU